AUGAAUCCUAGCCUCUCCGCCUACACCAACCUCGAGUCGCUGCUGCUGUUCCAGUGCCUCCAUGCCUACGGCGUAGGGCCCGCCGUCUUCGGCAGGAUAUCCGACCUGCUGAAGAAACACCCGGACAUCACCGCCCACAAGUACUUCCAGCCCGGCCGCCUCAGUCCCGAUGCACUGCGCAACUUCUACCUGGAGCGUCUGAAGAGGGAGAUUGAGUAUGAGCAGGGCGCCGACAGCGAUGGCCACCAGAAUGGGGAAGUCGCCAGCUCGGGCAAGAGAAAGAGGCAUAGCCCAAGCCUGCCAACCGUCCAGGAGUCGCUGCAACACCAACACCUGAUACCGAAGCUCGUCACCAAGCUCUACGCGUCGUACCGCUACGAGAUCACGGAGCAGAUCCGACUAGAGGAGGAGCGCUACGAGAGGCUGCAGCGCGAGAUCAAUGGCAUCGAGCGUGGGGAGUGGGACGAUCAGCUGAGAGAGCGGGAGCGGGAGCGGGAGCGGUCGAGCGGUCGCACACCAUCGUCGCAAAGCCCUCAGCUGCCUACUGAGUCGCCACAGUCUGCGCCAAAAGCUUCGCAGCCCACUGCCAGCCCGACGCCUGUUCAGAACGGCUCGCGAGGUGGACCCUCCAUCGCGCCUUCCCCAGAUUCUACCCAACAACAACAACCGGGAUCCGCGCCACCACUUCAGAACGGACAGACCUCACCAUCUCCUCGCAAGAAACACCCUUCUUCUGAUGGACGGCGUACACCUUCCACUCCGCAACCAAAUUCCAACCAGCCGCUAGCACCACAGCGAUUCCAGCAAACACCACAGCCUCAACCAAAUCAUAACGGCGCGCGCCAUCCGAAUGGCCCUCCGUUCCCUCAAAACAUACAACCCCAGCCAGCGAGCCACCCGCAGCAACCGCCGUCGCCAGGUCCCCAAUUGCAGCCCCAGCCAGUCCAGAAUUAUGCGCCGAAUGGAAUACCUCAGUAUGGCCACCCAGGGUCGCAGUUGCCGUAUCUUGGACAACCCCAGCAAUACCCUCUACAGCAAUCCUCAGGGUCUCACUCUCCUGGAUUCCAUCCUGGACAGCAGCAGCAGCAGAAAUCUCAUCAACCUCCUCCCGGACACCAGCCAUAUCCCCCAUUGCAACCUCAGAUGCCUCAGCCACCACCUCAAGCAGGCUUCAUGCUUCCACCGUUCCAGGUUGCACCCCAGGACCCGUCGCGCGUCCACCAUCAAGCCGCCGUGCCCCAGCAGCAUCCUCAGGUAUCUACACCUGUUGGCAACAGACAACUGUCGAGAGCAAGUGUACAAACUCCUGGUACCGGCAAAUCAGGCGCACCGCAGAUGCAUCCUCUUGUUGUCCAGGCGAGACAGUCUGUCUCCACACCGAUCAAUGCACGCUCACCACAGAGCGCUCUAGCGACUCCAGUAUCUGCCAAGAGUCUCUGGAAGCGAUCAAGCUUCACUGGACCGCCUGGCACUCCUGCAAGCCCACGCCCCGAGGUGUUGCCUCUCGACGAUGUCCCCCCUCUUCUUCGACCGAAACAGACACCACCGAAGUCAAAGACGCAGCGCAAGUCGCGAGUAAAGGGCAAGGGGAAAGAGGUAGAACAGGACCCUGCAACAGACACGGAGACACCGCAAAACUCCAAGCAGUCCCACGACCAAGAAGAAGAAUCUUUGCUCGAGCCAGAAUCCCGUUCUGGUCGCUCACGGAGGAAAGCACCAGCGAAACGGACAAGACCUGGUAGCAUUGCAUCCUCUCGAGCAGGUGGCUCUGUGCGAGAUCGGAGUAGAAGCCAGUCCAUUCUCUCACACACAGACACAAUAGCGGCGGACAAUGAAUCGCAAGCCGGUCAUCGGAUCAAGUCAGAGCGCGGAACCUCUGUGGAGCCUGUUGACGAGGAAGGUUCUUUCGAGACACCAUCGCACAUGUCCACGCGCCGACGAGGAGCAGCUCCUACCUCAGCAUCAUUUUCCACGCGCCGAAAACGAAAUGCCCGCGAGGCUUCCCUCGAGGAGACUGAAGAGACGUCCUUUAGCACGCCAGGCCCGCCCAAGACUCUGGUCGCACCACGGAACUUUGCCCGCACGACGGCCCCCAUGAUGUAUGAUAUUAAUUCACAUAAACACGCUUCAACUUUCAAUACAGCAGUGCGCGCAAAAGACGCCGAAGGCUACUACGACAUAAUAAAGCGUCCCACGGAUCUCUCCUCCAUAAAGAAAGCUAUAGCAACAGGCUCAAAGCAAGUUGCGGCUGCCGCGGCAGCGUCCGAUAAUCCCACUGGUAGUCCUGGUGGCGCGACAGGAGGCGUUGUCGAGUUGCCGAUUACGGCAGACAAUGUGCCUCCAAAGGCAAUUGUCAAUGCUGCGCAGCUAGAGAAGGAAUUGAUGCGCAUGUUUGUCAACGCAGUCAUGUUCAAUCCUGGAGAAGAGGGUGUGGUGAGCGAUGCGAGGGAUAUGUUUCAGACUGUCCAAGGUCUAGUCAGUACAUGGAGGGAUGUAGAGAGGGACAGUGGACGCGUCGGAAAUGAAGGGACGCCGUCAGUGGAGGAAGAGGAUCAACCCACGGCGAGCAAGCGAAGGAAGAUAUAG
Alternaria arborescens is the source of this 2586-nucleotide messenger RNA. RefSeq lists its product as hypothetical. Bases 1 to 2586 code for a protein of 861 amino acids. The transcript has a single exon. Gene Ontology annotation, molecular function: protein binding. NCBI's taxonomy places the organism in Eukaryota, Fungi, Ascomycota, Dothideomycetes, Pleosporales, Pleosporaceae. The record is from RefSeq and is a predicted model, not a curated record. Gene Ontology annotation, cellular component: NuA4 histone acetyltransferase complex.